AUGGAUGAUAAAAUCUAAAGAAUUUUACAAAUGAAUGACUUCUAACGUUCCUCUGACAUUCGCAAAAUCUCUCAAUCACAAUUAACUGAAAAUACUAAUAAGACUUAUUCUAUCACAGUUACAAAUCAAUCCAAACCCAAAAGAAGAAAGGUUGUCAAAUUAAAGAAUCAUUUACUCUAAUCACAUGUAAGUCCAGAUAUUUAAAAAUUAUAUUAUUAAACCAAAAAGAAUGAAGAUUCUUGUUAAUAAAAUCAAAUUGAAUAACCAAAAUCAAAUAACUUACCCACAAUAUCUGAUCAAUCUUCUAAAACUAAUUUGAAUGAUUUGAUUACUAUUAUAUUAGAAAUAUUCCCUCCUGAUCAUUAACUAUGGAUAGAUCUAUAAAUUAAGGAUUAAUCUAUAGAAGAAGUUAUUACUUAAAAUUAAAAUUAUUUCUCUGAUCUACUAAGUAAUCAUAUUUAACUAUUUUACUAGUCCUCUAUAUUCAAGAGAUGGAAAUUCGUCAACUCAAAGAUAAAAAAUAAGGUUACAAAGGCAAAUAUACUACUUAAUAUAGUGAAGAUUUUAACGAUAAAGUAAUUAAAGAUAAUACAUCAAUUAAUAGAUGGAUUUAUGAUCGAAUCAAAUAAUCAAAUACAUUUCUUUAAAACAUUAGUACUUACAAUGUAAAUUUUAUAGAAUUUAUAGAAAGUAACAUUACAUUCCCAAACGUUACGACAAGAUUGGCAACUUCAAACCAGAUCAUAAACCAAAUUUAAAUGAAAUAUCUUGUCUUUCCUCAUAUUCUAUUAAUUAUAGAGACUGGAAGAAAUAAUAUCAUGGUCUCAUAGGUCCUAUUAAUGUUUCUAGUGAUUAGAAAUUACCAUUUAUUGCUGAAACUAAUUACACUAAAAAUUUUGUCACUCAAAAAUAUGAAAAACAAGAUCCUAUCAUCCCUAAAUAAUUGUACUACUUAUAUUAAUAUAUCUAGAGGACCAUUUCCAUUACAACCAAGAACAUUGAUUCGAGAUACUACACAUAAAUCUUAAUUUUCUUUGCCUUAAUAAGAUAAUACAUAAAUUUAAAAUAUGGUAUAUAGUCAAAGAACUAAUCAUAUUAAAAGUUUUGAUGGAUAUUAACCACACUAUAAUAAAUAAUCUACAAUUUCGAAUCAGAAUGAUGAAUUUGCUGAUCGCUUUUAUUAAUCUUCUAUUGUUUAAAAAUUAAUGAAGAAUAAUAAUUAAAAAUAAUAAAAUAAUUGA
Paramecium pentaurelia is the source of this 1241-nucleotide messenger RNA. NCBI's taxonomy places the organism in Eukaryota, Ciliophora, Oligohymenophorea, Peniculida, Parameciidae. The record is from the annotation of a GenBank genome assembly.